AUGGAGCUGUACUUCAAGGAUCAGUACAUGGGUCGUGCCGACAUGUGGCGCUUGUCUGUCUCGCGAAUCGAGACGUGUGUGUAUGUGGGUCAAUGCAUCACGCUUCCAACGGGGCUCCGUGCCAAAGUCGGUCGACUUUUUGUGCACGAGCAUAGCGUCAUGUCCGGCUACAUGGAUGCGUCGACAAAAUCCAUUUUUCGGUCAGAAUCUGCACGCUGCAGUCUAUUCCUGCAAAUGUCCAGUGAGAUGUGGGAGUUUGAUGAGAGUGGGGAACUGUAUUAUGAAAAAGUCCUGCAUGGCUUUUUGCCGGAUCUCCUGCGCAAGUGGAAGGUUAUUGGUACGAAUCACGUUGUGUCUGUGAUCUUGUUUACACGAGUUUUGUACGAUGCAUCUGAAUGCGAGCACCUUGCCGGGCGCCCUGUCUUGCGAACGGCAUCCGGCCAAUUGUAUAUCGACUACUACAAAGUGAUUGUAGACCUUGACUCGUCUACGGACUGGACUGUGACUAUGCGUGCGCUCAAGGAGGAAUUCUUCCGGUUCCAGCACGACGUGCUUCUACAGCCACGGUGGGCUGCUGGUGGUAGUGUGGUCCCGGCGGCGAUGCCCAGGGAUGAUGCCGAUGGAGCGGACUUGGAAGACUCGGCCGUUGGCGGUCGUGUUUUGCUCGGUCGCAUCGCUCGUGCAUACGAGGGCAAUUUGCUCGAGGCCGUGAACCUGGAGCUCAACUCCGCCGACAAGCACUACAUUGACCGUGACCUUACGCGCACAGGCUUUUCGAUCAUUGUGCUGACGCCGGGCACUGGCCACUUCUAUGCUGACAAGGCGCUUUUGCGCUUGACGACACAGCGCAUGUUUGAUCGUGCUGUAUCGAUGGACCUAGUGUGUCUGACACAGAUGCCAUUGCACAUGGUGCCGGUUUUCCACUACGAAUCAACGGUGCAGCGGGAGCCGCGCUUCUCUGCGCCACGAUCACCCCCGCAGGUGCAUCUGGGCCAACAGUCGGACCCGCUUUUUCAAGACUCGGGGCUCGUAGGGCCUAAGCGGACGUGCCACUCCAUGCCAUUCUGGAUCAACUGUAGCUUUUACAACAUUGAGCAGGACCGCCUGCACUGGAAGAGUCGCUUCGUCCCCCCGCUGUCGCAUGGACGACAUGCGCAUGGUGGAGCUGUUGGGCUCUCAGCCCCAGAAACUUGCUCUGCCGUACCUCUCGCUGCCACAUGUGCCGGUCCACAGUGCAGCAGCAGCACAAAUUCGCGAGCAGUUUGA
This is a messenger RNA of Malassezia globosa CBS 7966, 1266 nucleotides long. RefSeq lists its product as uncharacterized. Gene Ontology annotation, molecular function: GTPase activator activity. Bases 1 to 1266 code for a protein of 421 amino acids. The transcript has a single exon. Gene Ontology annotation, biological process: negative regulation of TORC1 signaling; positive regulation of autophagy. Lineage: Eukaryota; Fungi; Basidiomycota; Malasseziomycetes; Malasseziales; Malasseziaceae. Gene Ontology annotation, cellular component: GATOR1 complex. The record is from RefSeq and is a predicted model, not a curated record.